Molecule: messenger RNA, 2066 nt
Organism: Zingiber officinale
Lineage: Eukaryota; Viridiplantae; Streptophyta; Magnoliopsida; Zingiberales; Zingiberaceae
Product: calcium-dependent protein kinase 26-like
Exons: 7
Coding region: 209-1846 (545 amino acids)
Biological process (GO): peptidyl-serine phosphorylation; protein autophosphorylation; intracellular signal transduction
Cellular component (GO): nucleus; cytoplasm
Molecular function (GO): calmodulin binding; calcium-dependent protein serine/threonine kinase activity; calcium ion binding
Source: RefSeq, a predicted model, not a curated record
UCCUGCUCACAUCCACAGCCCUUCUCCGGCGUUUGCGUUUCCUCUAACUUCUCCUUAUCCUUUCUCUGCUACUUUCAGCUACGACCCAAUCUGUCCUAUGCUUCAGUUCAAGAGUGUUUUUUUCUCCCUCCUCCUCUCUUCAAAUCCUUGAUCGAGAACAAUAUCACUCGCACUCGGAGGAUCGAUGCUUUCUCCUGGCUAGGGUUUCAUGGGCAAUUUGUGCCGCGGAAGCAAGAGCCGCGACGAAGACAGAGACGCCAAGCCCUCCGAGCGACCGGCGUCCCAGAACCAGCACCAGUCCGCGCCGAGCUCUGUUGUCGACGAUUCCCCUAAGAAGCCCCCCAAGCAGCAGCAGCAGCAGCCUGCCCCUGUCGCCGUCGUGAUGAGGCGUGGCUUUGAUCCUAGCAGCAGCUACGUGCUCGGGCACAGGACUCCCAACGUCCGGGAACUCUACGUCAUGGGGCGGAAGCUGGGGCAGGGGCAGUUUGGCAUUACGUACCUCUGUACCGAGAUCGCCACCGGAGUGGAGUACGCCUGCAAGUCCAUCCCCAAGCGGAAGCUGGUGUCGAAGGAUGAUGCGGAGGAUGUGAGGCGGGAGAUCCAGAUCAUGCACCACCUCUCCGGCCACAAAAACGUUGUCACUAUAAAGGGCGCGUAUGAGGACUCGCAGUCCGUGCACAUCGUGAUGGAGCUGUGCUCAGGCGGGGAACUCUUCGAUAGGAUCAUCGAGAAGGGGCAUUUCAGUGAGCGCAGGGCGGCCGAGAUCAUUCGAAUUAUUGUCGGGGUCGUGGAAGCCUGCCAUUCACUCGGGGUCAUGCAUCGGGACCUCAAGCCGGAAAACUUUUUAUUGGUAAAUAAAGACGACGUCACCUCCCUUAAGGCCAUUGAUUUUGGCCUCUCUGUGUUCUUCAAGCCAGAUCAAAUUUUCACUGAUGUGGUUGGAAGCCCAUACUAUGUUUCUCCCGAAGUUCUCUGUAAGCACUAUGGACCAGAAGCCGAUGUUUGGACUGCUGGUGUUAUAUUGUACAUACUCCUAAGUGGUGUGCCACCUUUUUGGGCUGAAACACAACAAGGAAUAUUUGAUGCAAUUAUGAAGGGAGUGCUUGAUUUUAACUCAGCUCCAUGGCCUUUGAUUUCUGAAAGUGCAAAGGAUCUAAUAAAGAGAAUGCUUUGCUUUCGUCCUUCAGAACGAUUGACAGCCCAUGAAGUACUAUGUCAUCCAUGGGUUUGUAAGCAUGGGGUUGCUCCUGAUCAAGCACUAGAUGCUGCAGUUCUCUCCCGUCUGAAGCAAUUUUCAGCAAUGAAUAAGUUAAAGAAGAUGGCUUUGCGUGUUAUAGCUGAAAGCCUUUCAGAGGAAGAGAUUGCUGGACUUAGAGAAAUGUUCCAGGCAAUGGACACAGACAACAGCGGGUCAAUUACAUUUGAUGAACUUAAAGCAGGUUUGAGAAGAUAUGGUUCUACUCUGAAGGAUACAGAAAUACGUGACCUUAUGGAAGCUGCUGACAUAGACAACAGUGGCACCAUCGAUUAUGGUGAAUUCAUUGCUGCAACAAUACAUCUCAACAAACUGGAACGUGAAGAACAUCUGUUGGUAGCUUUUUCAUAUUUCGACAAAGAUGGGAGUGGUUAUAUUACAGCUGACGAGCUUCAGCAAGCUUGUGAAGAGCAUAACAUGGCUGAUGCUUCUCUUGAAGAUGUCAUUAGGGAAGUGGAUCAGGAUAAUGAUGGUCGCAUUGACUACAGUGAAUUUGCUGCUAUGAUGAGGAAAGGAACUAUGGGAAUAGGCAGGCGGACAUUGCGCAACAGUUUGAACGUGAGCAUGAGAGACGCACCAGGUGCUUUAUGAAUAAUUUAAUAUGCAAUGUCUGCCUCAAAAACUACUGUGGUUUUGAAAGUCUGUGAUGAUGGAAACAAAAAUGAUUGCGCCGGAUUUUAUUAAGUUGCACGAAAACACUGUCCUAUUUAUGAUUUCAUUGUCCAAACAUCAUCGUCUACCAAUAGCAGAUCUCUCUAGUUUCAAAACAAUAGUUGAAACAGUAAUAAUAAAACACAUCAUUCAAUCAAAA